GGCGCGGGCGCGGAGCCGCUACGUGCGCGGGGAGCGCGGGGCUGCGCUUGUGUGCGCUCGUCGCCGCCGCCGCGCGCCUUUGAGUCAGCAAACUCCGCCGCCCGCCCGCCGGCUGGUGCGAUCUGCCCUGCCCUGCCGGGAGGAGCCGCCCCAGCACGGCUCCUUUCCCAGAGUGCACCGUGAUUUCUGCUCCUUGCUGCUCCUAGUUCCUGUGACCACUUUUGCUGCACACGCAGAAGAUUAACCGGGUCCUGUGAAGAUGUUUCCGGAACAACAGAAAGAGGAAUUUGUAAGUGUCUGGGUCCGAGAUCCUAGGAUUCAGAAGGAGGACUUUUGGCAUUCAUAUAUUGACUAUGAGAUAUGUAUCCAUACUAAUAGCAUGUGUUUUACAAUGAAAACAUCCUGUGUAAGAAGAAGAUACAGAGAAUUCGUGUGGCUGAGGCAGAGACUCCAAAAUAAUGCAUUGCUGGUACAACUGCCAGAACUUCCAUCUAAAAACCUGUUUUUCAACAUGAACAAUCGCCAGCACGUUGAUCAACGUCGUCAGGGUUUGGAAGAUUUCCUCCGAAAAGUCCUGCAGAACGCACUUUUGCUUUCAGAUAGCAGCCUUCACCUCUUCUUGCAGAGUCAUCUGAACUCAGAGGACAUCGAGGCCUGCGUUUCUGGGCAGACCAAGUACUCGGUGGAGGAAGCAAUUCACAAAUUUGCCUUGAUGAACAGACGUUUCCCUGAAGAAGAUGAAGAAGGAAAAAAGGAAAAUGAUGUAGAUUAUGAUUCAGAAAGUUCAUCCUCUGGGCUUGGACACAGUAGUGAUGACAGCAGUUCACAUGGAUGUAAAAUAGGUACAGCUCCACAGGAAUCCUGAAAAAUAAUUCUUAACAUUACUGUCUUAGGAAUAGCAAAUUGUGUCCAGGCAUAGAGAAGAAAGCUUGCUAAUAAUAUAUUCUUACCUAAAGCUCACUGUCAUGAUAUUUAAAUUCUUAAAGAUGGUGGAUUGUCUAUUAGUGGUAUGCAUUUUUAUGUUGUCUACUUUUGACCAAGCUUCUGUAUAAAGCUAAAAGCCUAUGAAUGCCAUACUGUCCUUUAUUGCCAAAUAUUAUUGGUAAACAAGAUCCUGCCCUCAAGUGAAAUGAUUCGUGUUUAAAAAAAAAAAAAACCUACUUGGUUUUAUUGAAUUUCAAAAAGAUAGGUAAACAGGCAACAUAUAAAA
Sciurus carolinensis (gray squirrel) is the source of this 1210-nucleotide messenger RNA. It is a transcript of the gene Snx10, whose product is annotated as sorting nexin 10. The coding region runs from base 260 to 865 and encodes 201 amino acids. Gene Ontology annotation, molecular function: phosphatidylinositol binding. The transcript is spliced from 8 exons. Lineage: Eukaryota; Metazoa; Chordata; Mammalia; Rodentia; Sciuridae. Gene Ontology annotation, biological process: intracellular protein transport. The record is from RefSeq and is a predicted model, not a curated record.